UCGAAGCAGUCAGUCCACAGCUUCACCUGGCUUUCAACCUGACAGCCGCUGAAAAAUGAAACUCUUCGCUAUCCUCGUCCUGAUCGCAGUCUGCGUCGCCGUCGCCACGGAGGCCAAGACGACGAAGAAACCGAAGGGAACUGUUGCUCCCAAACCAACAGCCAAGCCCAAACCGACUGCCCUUCCAAAGCCCACAAAGUUACCAGUGACUCGUAAGCCAUUCACUCGCAAACCCAGGGAACUUCUUGAUGAGCCUGAGCUUCGUCACAAGGGUACUCGUCAUCCAGGUACCGGUAAACCCCAUCAUCCAUCCCAUCCACCAAGGACUGGGAAGCCUCAUCCUUCACGUAGACCAAGGGAGGUAGAGGAGCAAGAGCUUCGUCGUAAGGGUACUCGUCACCCAGGGACCGGUAAGCCCCACCAUCCAUCCCAUCGACCAAAGACUAGAAAACCCCAUCCUUCACGUAAGCCAAGGGAAGUAGAGGAAGCAGAGCUUCGUCAAAACACCCGUGCUCCAAAGACCCCCAAACCAACUAAACCGGCCAAAGUGACUAAACUACCCAAGACCCCUAAGCCAACCAAGGCCCCAAAGACCCCUAAACCUACCAAGGCCCCAAAGACACCUAAGCCAACUAAAAGCCCUUAAACGUUUUGAUCUGAGAAAACACCAGCCUUAAUCAUCGGUAAAUUCCUAUGCGAUGUUUUUGUUUGUUAAGUUUUCAAAAGCGGAAAACUUAACGUUGAAUAUCUUUAUGUUAUCGCAAAUGAAUUAGUUGGUGAUUACAUGGACAGUGUAGAACGACAUGAUUGGCGUAAUUGGCAAGUAUUAAAAAAUCGGGCAGACAUCUAAAAUUCUUAAUAGAAUUGAAAACUGUAUCGGCUUUACAAAUUCUAAAUCAAUACAAAAUGAUAGCCCUAAA
This is a messenger RNA of Daphnia carinata, 920 nucleotides long. RefSeq lists its product as uncharacterized. The coding region runs from base 56 to 646 and encodes 196 amino acids. The record is from RefSeq and is a predicted model, not a curated record. Lineage: Eukaryota; Metazoa; Arthropoda; Branchiopoda; Diplostraca; Daphniidae. The transcript has 2 exons.